UCGCGCAACGCCCACUUCUUGUCUAGCUUUCUAGUUUCUACAGGAGGGCAGAAUAAAGCAGUCUCUUGUUUCAGCCUCUCUAAACUCGAAAAAAACCUAAAGACCCAAUUACCACGCCAUGUCUCAGGUGGACAACAGAAAUUCAUCAGCAGCGAAGCGUGCAAGAACUGAUGGUAGUCGCAGGGAGGAUGAUUGGACUUGUCCAAGCUGUGGCAAUGUCAACUUUUCAUUUAGGACUACUUGUAACAUGCGUAAUUGUACCCAACCUAGGCCAGCUGAUCAUAUUUCGAAAUCUGCUGCCAAGCCCCUGCAAGCACCGCAGGGUUAUUCAUCAGCUCCUUAUUUAGGUUCUGGUGCACCUUCUUCAAUGUAUAUGGGUGUGCCACCAUAUGGUUCUUCUCUCUUCAACGGGUCAUCUAUUCCUCCAUACGACGUUCCAUUCACUGGGGGCUCGGCUUAUCAUUACAAUUAUGGCAGCCGCCUUUCCGGUGGCAGUCCAUAUAGACCGUUGCAUAUUUCAGGACCACCUCCUUAUUCUGGUGGAUCUAUGAUGGGAAAUGGUGGGAUGUAUGCAAUGCCCCCCCUAAUGGACCGGUAUGGAUUAGGUAUGCCAAUGGGCCCUGCAGCUAUGGGGCCAAGGCCAGGUUUUUUCCCAGAUGAUAUAUCUCAGAAGAAGGGUUCAGAUGCAUCACGUGAUAAUGACUGGACAUGCCCGAAAUGUGGGAACAUCAACUUUUCUUUUAGAACUGUUUGUAACAUGAGGAAGUGCAAUACUCCAAAGCCAGGGUCCCAGGUUGCAAAGUCUGACAAAAAUUCCAAACAAAAAAUGCCGGAGGGAAGCUGGAAGUGUGAAAAAUGCAACAACAUAAACUAUCCAUUCCGGACAAAGUGCAAUAGACAAAAUUGUGGGGCUGAGAAACCAGCUGAGUCAAAGAAGUCCCCUUCGCCGGCACCUGAUGAGGAUGAUCAGUGAGUACUAGGACAUGUUUGAGGGUUGAGAAGGUCCAGAGUUGUCGUCCAGCUUUGCUCAAUAUGGGUGUCUGAAAGUCAGUCUUGUUGUCCUCAUGUUGCAGCGGUUGUCGAGUUACUAUACCUUCUCAUGAUGUCUGUCAAGUUGUAUUACUAGCAAUGGUAUUGUGGUCUACUGGUCUUUAUGGAUCCUUUGAUGCAUAGCUUAAUCUGGUUAAGAUUCUACAGGUUGGUUAUGGUUUCUAUUAGUUAGGCAUUUAUGCUUUUGGAAUCAUUCAUAUAUUCCAGUGGGAUGAUACCAUGAAUUUAGAAUACUUCAGCCUGCAUAUUUCUUACUCAUUUGAUGAAAUUGUGUCUAUGCCAUUGAAAUUUCUUUGUUUCAGCAGAUGCUUCUGUUUGAAGCGUCUGUGUUUUCCA
Messenger RNA from Populus euphratica (Euphrates poplar), 1386 nucleotides. RefSeq names its product ranBP2-type zinc finger protein At1g67325-like. The transcript is spliced from 10 exons. Bases 119 to 973 code for a protein of 284 amino acids. NCBI's taxonomy places the organism in Eukaryota, Viridiplantae, Streptophyta, Magnoliopsida, Malpighiales, Salicaceae. The record is from RefSeq and is a predicted model, not a curated record.